Messenger RNA from Anolis sagrei ordinatus, 1986 nucleotides. The record is from RefSeq and is a predicted model, not a curated record. NCBI's taxonomy places the organism in Eukaryota, Metazoa, Chordata, Lepidosauria, Squamata, Anolidae.
AGGAGAGGGGGGGAGCCUCAGAGGGAGAGAGAACCAGCAAGAGAGAGAGAGAGCCUUCGGAGGAAGGAAGGAGGAAGGAAGGAAGGGGGCGCCCAGCCAUGAAGACCCCCGCAGACUCAGGGUUCGCCUUCCCGGACUGGGCCUACAAGCCAGAGUCGAGCCCGGGCUCGCGGCAGAUCCAGCUCUGGCACUUCAUCCUGGAGCUGCUGCGCAAAGAGGAGUACCAUGAGGUCAUCGCCUGGCAGGGAGACUACGGGGAGUUCGUCAUCAAGGACCCCGACGAGGUGGCCCGGCUCUGGGGGGUGCGCAAGUGCAAGCCCCAGAUGAACUACGACAAGCUCAGCCGCGCACUCAGGUAUUACUACAACAAGCGGAUCCUGCACAAGACCAAAGGCAAACGCUUCACCUAUAAGUUCAACUUUAACAAGUUGGUGCUGGUCAACUACCCUUUCAUCGACAUGGGGAUGGCAGGUGGCGCGGUGCCGCAGAGCGCUCCUCCGGUGCCCUCGGGCGGCUCGCACUUCCGCUUCCCGCCCUCCACGCCCUCCGACCUCCUCUCGCCCUCCGAGGACCUGCGCUCUCCGGGGGUCUUCUCGGCUGUGGCCAGGCGCCUGGCCCGUGGCUCGGUCAGCGACUGCAGUGACGGCACUUCGGCCAACUCGGAGGUGGAGGAGUCCCUGGCCGAGGAGCAGCGGCGUGGCGGAGGGGGGGAGGUGGGCUUCCGCGGGCCCCCGCUGCCGGGCCACCCGCGGCUGGCCCACGAGAGCCUCUUCCGGGUGUACCCCCGCCCGCGGCUGGCCCCCGAGCCCCUCAGCCCCUUCCCGGUCUCCCCGCUGGCCGGGCCGGCCGCCCUGCUGCCGCCCCCGCAGCUCUCUCCGGCACUGCCGCUGACCCCCUCCCACCUGAACUACACCCCGUCCCCCACCCUCAGCCCCAUGUUCCCCCCCGGAGGGGGCGGCGGCGGCAGUGGGGGCUCCCACUUCUCGUUCAGUGCCGAGGACAUGAAGCGCUACCUGCAGGCCCACACGCAGAGCGUCUACAACUACCACCUCAGCCCCCGGGCCUUCCUCCACUACCCCAGCACCAUCGUCAUCCCGCAGCCCCAGCGCCUGGAGAAGCCCCCGUUGCCACCCCCGCUGCCACCCCCGCAGGCCGAGGAGCCCCCCGCCCCCUUCAAGUUCAAGCUCCAGCCCCCGCCCCUCGGCCGACGGAACCGCGACAAGCAACAGGCCCCGCCUUCCGCCACGGCCCCCAGCGAGCCCUCCAACGGGGGUCCCUCUUCCGCCGCGGAGAUGCCAUCGCUCCCGCCGCUUUUACCCCAGAUCAAGGUGGAGCCCAUUUCGGAGGGGGAGUCGGAGGAGGACCUCACCGUCGAAGUGACCGACAUCAGCGAGGAUGAUGACGACGAGGAGGUCUUCAAGCCCCCCACAGCACCCCCCGAAAAGGCCGAGGAACCAGAGGAGGAGGUGGGAGAAGCUCAGGUUGCGGCCGCAGUGGUGGCCGAACCCCCGAUGCCGUUGUCGUCGUCCGCGGCGGAGAGCGGCAAAUGCAUCCCGCUGAAGCUGCGUUUCAAGCGCCGUUGGAGCGAGGACCAGCGGCUGGAGGCCGGAGUGGGGACCGAGGAGACGGACGACAAGAAGGUCAAGGGGGAGGAGAGCGAGGACAACGGGGUCGGGACAGGGAUGGGGCCGGGCGGCCGGCGGAUCAGCACUGAGUUGCAGCGGGCGACGGCCGAACUGACCCUGGAGAACCGGGAUUCCUAGAGCCGGCCUCCAGAGAGACCGGCCAACCAGUGGACGGAUGGAUGGACGGACUGACCGCCGAGGGGCACGGCUCUUGCUGCCUUAACUCAGAGAUGACCUGCCUUUCCUCCUCCCCCCACGAGACUCCCCACCUCCUUCCCUCCCUGUUUUGUCCCCAAACUGGACAUUUUGUUGUUUCUUCUUUAUUAUUAUUUUUUCUGGACGCCAGGAAAAACAACAAACG